CCGUUUCUCCCCUCACACCCACCAUUCGGGCCUCUGCUCGCCUCCUCCCUCCCUCCCUACCGGCCAUUGACCCAGCGCCGGAGGCUCGGUGAGGAUCCUUGGAUCGACGAAGCGAGUGAGUGCAUACAGUGAUAAGUGAUUCAGGAUGCGGAUGAGUUGCAACGGGUGCCGCGUGCUGCGAAAGGGGUGCAGCGACAACUGUGCCAUCCGGCCGUGCCUGCAGUGGAUCCGCAGCCCUGACGCGCAGGGAAACGCCACCGUCUUCCUCGCCAAGUUCUACGGCCGCGCUGGCCUCAUCAACCUCAUCACCGCCGGCCCCGAGCACGUCCGACCCGCAAUAUUCCGGUCGCUGCUGUACGAGGCCUGCGGCCGCAUGCUCAACCCGGUGUACGGCUCGGUCGGCCUACUCUGGUCCGGGAACUGGCAGCUCUGCCAGUCCGCCGUCGACUCCGUCCUCCGCGGCUUGCCCAUCGCGCAGCCGCCGCCCGCCGCCACGGCUGUCCCGCCUCUCCGGACGUGCGACAUCCGCCACGUCGCCAGGAAAAGCGAUCACGGCGACGUGACUGCUGACCUCCACCGUGUGGCAAACAUCUCUCGGGGGCAGUUCAAGCGACCCGGCGGCACCCACAGGUCCGCAGGGUCCGACUCUGGCAUCGAGCUCGUCUUCGACCAGCGGUCGGCCGCCAUGCUGGUCGACGUCCGGCAGGCGCAGCCGCUGAACUGGGCGCCACGCGAGCCGAGUCACGAGUCUGCCAGCCAUGACGCCGUGCCGGAGACCAACAGCAACACCUCGGUGGAAACCGUGGAAGUCUCUCAUGUCAGCCAGUCCGAGCCGGAUCCACCAAGAGAAAUCGAUGGGAGUGACGCUGGUCUGGACCUCACACUAGGUCUACUACCUCAGGUGCACAAGACCGGUCGGUCCGACGUUGACGACGGCCAGCCUGAUCACAGAGGCAAGACGGUGAAGCUUGGCUUGGCGAUUUCAGCAGCUAGAUAAUGAAUAAUAUAAUGAAGUCGACGGACGGAUAUACUGAUCAUCGAACAGAUGGACUUUUGAUUGUCAGGAACUCUUCUUAACGAUGUUUCAAUUUGUAGGAGUCGCUUUUGAUGUUUUCCAGUUUUGGAAACAUCGUGUAACAUUAGUCCAUGCCCUUUAUUGACUUUCAGAUGUAUUAUACUCCAUUUCUUC
Molecule: messenger RNA, 1189 nt
Organism: Phragmites australis (common reed)
Lineage: Eukaryota; Viridiplantae; Streptophyta; Magnoliopsida; Poales; Poaceae
Product: LOB domain-containing protein 42-like
Exons: 2
Coding region: 146-997 (283 amino acids)
Biological process (GO): regulation of gene expression
Source: RefSeq, a predicted model, not a curated record